AGGAAGUCCCGCCCCUCCUUGAAAAGUCAAUGGUGGCCCGGAAGGAUCAAAAAGGAGCCAGCGAUUUCGCCGCGUGAAUUGCUUUUUAUGAUUGGAAAGGUCUUCGCUUCUAGAGCUCUAGCCGGCGGGGCGACCUUGCAGUGCCAGGACUCGGCACCGCGCCCCUCCUCCGCCGGUUGGUGGCCUGCGUGACCCUGUCCUCCCGUCGACGUCGAAAGGAAGCCGAACGUGGGCGGGCAGAGAGCUUCAUCCCAUUAGGAAUGGCAGCCCCAUCUAUGAAGGAAAGGCAGGUCUGCUGGGGAGCCCGGGAUGAGUACUGGAAGUGUUUAGAUGAGAACACAGACGAUGCCUCUCAAUGCAAGAAGUUAAGAAGCUCUUUUGAAUCGAGUUGUCCCCAACAGUGGAUAAAAUAUUUCGAUAAAAGAAGAGACUACUUAAAAUUCAAAGAAAAAUUUGAAGCGGGGGAAUUCCAGCCUUCAAAAACAACUGCAAAAUCCUAGGCUGUUCAUAAAGAUUGACAGUAUUCUUUCUGGACAUUAAAAAAAAGCUCUACUGACUAUGGGACAGUAGUAGCCUGAAUCAUAGUGAACAUCAACAUUUAUUCCCUGUAUAUGACUCUUGAUAGUUAAGAUGAUCAAGAACCAGAUUUGUAAAAAAUUGAAAUAAAAUGGUAUUUAUAAUUUAAUAAGGAAUCUCUUGUUUUACAAAUUAAAACCUGUUAUAAACACA
This is a messenger RNA of Callithrix jacchus (white-tufted-ear marmoset), 729 nucleotides long. It is a transcript of the gene COA6, whose product is annotated as cytochrome c oxidase assembly factor 6. Gene Ontology annotation, biological process: respiratory chain complex IV assembly; mitochondrial ATP synthesis coupled electron transport. Lineage: Eukaryota; Metazoa; Chordata; Mammalia; Primates; Cebidae. Gene Ontology annotation, cellular component: mitochondrion. The record is from RefSeq and is a predicted model, not a curated record.